This is a messenger RNA of Apis mellifera (honey bee), 1685 nucleotides long. RefSeq names its product cytoplasmic tRNA 2-thiolation protein 2 (gene Ctu2). NCBI's taxonomy places the organism in Eukaryota, Metazoa, Arthropoda, Insecta, Hymenoptera, Apidae. Gene Ontology annotation, cellular component: cytosol. Gene Ontology annotation, molecular function: tRNA binding; sulfurtransferase activity. Gene Ontology annotation, biological process: tRNA wobble position uridine thiolation. The transcript is spliced from 4 exons. Bases 14 to 1615 code for a protein of 533 amino acids. The record is from RefSeq and is a predicted model, not a curated record.
CAAUCAAUAAUCUAUGUCAAUGAUGAUGGUAACUCUGUUCAAGCGUACCAAUGAAAUAAUAAAUCGAAAUAAUUGUAUUCGUAUAAUAAUUUUUAUGAAUAUAAAGCAACAUUAUACAAAAGCAAAUAAAAUGUGUACGAAAAACAUAUCAAAUUUUGAUACUUUUGAGAUAGAAAAUAUAACUGAAAAUAUAAACACUUCUUCUUUUACUGAUAUUGUGGAUAUACAUGAUACUAUGCCUUUCUGCAAAAAAUGUGGUUGUCAAGAAGUGCAAGUUUUUUUAAAAAAUAAAAAUCAGUAUUGUAAAAUGUGCUUUUUAACUAUGUCGAUACACAAGUUUAGAGCAACUCUCGGCAAAUCCAAAUCAGUUCGUACAAACGAUACUGUACUUAUCGCCCAUUCAGGAAAAGCAAAUUCAACUGUACUUUUACAUCUUAUUACAGCUGAUAUUAAUAAAUCAAUUUCCAAAAAGCUUAAAUUUCCAUUUAAAGUUCUUUAUAUAGAUGAUGGUGUAAUAAAAAAACGUUCGAUCGAAGAAAGAGAAUCUAUUCGAAAUGCAUUAGCUAAAGAAGCUGAAAAUUUGCAAUUAACUAUGUACAUUUCAUCGUUGUCAAAAUGUACAAUUGAUACUACUACUGAUAAAGAGUUACAAUCGAUAAAUGUUCCAUUAAUGAAUACUACUAAAGAAGAUACAAUGUUACAAGAAAUUUUUAAUAAUUUAGAAAAUGAUACGGCAAGAGAUGAAUUAUUGCAACAAUUAAGACGUAAAUUACUUGUAUUUGCAGCUCGUAAACUUAAUUGUAAUAAAGUUUUCAUUGCUGAUACUUCUAUUGAUCUGGCGAUAAAAGUUCUUGGAGAUGUAUCGACUGGCAGAGGUUCCCAAUUGUCUUUUAACGUUGCUUUUUCUGAUGAAAGGUACAGUGAUGUGAAAUUACUUAGACCGCUCAGAGAUUUUACAAAAGAUGAUAUAAUUGCAUAUAUGGAAUGUUGCGAAUUACAUCCAAUUCUUAAUCCUCAAAAAUAUAAUUUCUGUUUCCCUUCAUCUAUAAGAAAUAUUGCAAGAAACUUUGUUUAUAAACUAGAUUCUGAAUUUUAUGGUGCUGUAUCUACAAUAUAUCGUACCAGUGAAAAAUUAGCUACAAAUGUGGAACCAUUUAAUAAUAUAAAUAAUGAUACAAAGAUUGUUACUAAUAAAAUUGAUGUUAAUAAUAUUUGUAUACUAUGUGAAUUAAAUUUUAGAGAUUCAGACUCAUACUUGUCUAAAGAAGAGCUAUCAGUUGUACAAGCAAAAUUAUUUUCUAAAUUAGUUUCUACAAUUACAGACAUUUCAUUAGAUACGACUAUAAAUUCGUUAAAUAUUUGUGCACAAUCGAACAAUGAACAAUCUGAAUGUGUAAAUGCUUUUACAAGUAAAAAAUGUCAAUGUAAAACUGAUAUUUGUAAUUCCUUUUUAAGACAAUCAAUGAUUGAAAAAUAUUUAUGUUAUAGCUGUAGUCUAAUUUUUUUGAAUGUAAAAAAAAUGGAUAAUAUUUUACCUAAUUUCAUGUUCGAUGCAAUUCAAAAGGAAUUACAAAUUGCAAAUUUAAAAAAAGAGAUAACAGAUUUUUUAUUGUAACGAAUAAGAAUAUUAUUCAUUAAUGUCAAAAAAUAAUUUAUCCUCUUUUUAAUAAAAAAAUAUAAUUAAA